This is a messenger RNA of Drechmeria coniospora, 1635 nucleotides long. RefSeq lists its product as uncharacterized. The transcript has 6 exons. Gene Ontology annotation, biological process: amine transport; transmembrane transport. The record is from RefSeq and is a predicted model, not a curated record. Gene Ontology annotation, molecular function: amine transmembrane transporter activity. NCBI's taxonomy places the organism in Eukaryota, Fungi, Ascomycota, Sordariomycetes, Hypocreales, Ophiocordycipitaceae. The coding region runs from base 1 to 1635 and encodes 544 amino acids.
AUGGCUCCUCAGCCGACUGCGGACUCGCACGAGUCCUCCUCAGACCAGUCCAUGAGCGACACCUCUCUUGGUUCGGCACAGAAACAACCGAUUCAAGACACCAACAUCUUGCCUGCCACGCCUGCCACGCCUGACAAGGCUACCCUAUCACUGCCGGACAACGACUUGGAAAAGGCUCGACAGGAUGGCCAUGCCGCGCCAGCGCCAGCGUACUGCGCCCUCCCCGCGGCUCGUCGACGCUUCAUCCUUGGCAUUGUUACCGUCGCGGGACUCCUCGGGCCCCUGGCCGGCGCCAUUUACCUCCCGGCAUUGCCUGUGCUGGAGAGGGAGUUCAACGUCGGCUCCACGGCCCUCAAUGCGACGGUCUCGGUCUUCAUGGUGACCUUUGCGUUUGCCGUGAGUCCUCCACCCCCCGACGCCAUCGGCCUUGUCCCGCCGGGCCUGAGCGAGGCCCCGCUCUUCUGGGCCAGUCUCGCCGAUGUCCAAGGCCGACGACCGUUGUACAUCAUCUCGCUGGCCGUCUACAUCUUCGCCAACAUCCUGAUCGCGUCGCUGCCCAAGAAUUUCGGCGCCCUGGUAUUCUUGCGUCUCGUUCAAGCAUUUGGAUCGGCCGCCGUCGUUUCCAUGGGCGCCGGCACCGUCGCGGAUAUCACGGAACCGAAGCGACGCGCCACCGCCAUGUCCCUGUUUCUGCUUGGUCCCCAGUGCGGUCCCAUCAUCGGUCCCGUCCUCGGAGGCGCCUUGGCCGGGCAGACGAGCUGGAGCCGCUCAGCCAUCUCUGGCCUCGUCCUGUGGCUCGUUGUCAUCUUCAUGCUGCCCGAAACGCUUCGGUGCCGCGUCGGCAACGGCGAAAUCCACAGCAACGGCUCUUGGAUACUUCUGCCGCCCAGACUCGCCUCGGAUCUCGCGCCGGAGCCUCGGAGAGGACCGAAACCCCCCAAGCCCACUCUGCUGGCCUACUGGAGGCUCUUCUCCUACGCCCCGAUCGGCAUCGUCUCCGUCAACACGGCGAUACUCUACUCGACCUAUUUUGCCAUCGCCGUCCAUCUCCCCCACGCCCUGGAAGAUGUCUACCGCUGGUCCACGACGGCCGUAGGUGCCGGGUAUCUCGCCGUCGGCAUCGCCCUCGUCAUCGGAUCCGUCAUCGGUGGUCGCGUCAACGAUUGGCGCCGCGCGCGACUCGUCAAGGCAGCGCCGGACGGGCAUGUCGAGCCCGAGACGAGAUUGGCCGACCAGGCAUGGGGUGUCAUGCUGUGCGCCGCUGGCACCAUCAUGUUUGGCUGGUUCGUCGACCGCUCCGUCCACGCUGCGGCAGUCCUGAUUGCUACCUUCCUGACUGGCUUCGGCAUGAGCUGGGUUUUCAUUGCGACGACCGCAUUCUUGUCCGAGUGUGUCCCCCAGCAAGCCGCCGGCGCGUUUGCGCUCGGAAACAUGCUCCGGAAUCCGGGCGCCGCCAUCGCGGCAGUCAUCCUUCCCCCCCUCGUAUCCAAGAUGGGCGUCGCAUGGUUCUUCACUGGCUUGGGCAUCUUGGAUGCCGUGGUUGUCGGCGGUGCCGUCAUACUCUUGCGCAUACGCGGCCCUUAUUGGAGGGAGCAGAGAAAGGCCAAGGCGCAGAAUGCGAAGAGCGGAGGGUAA